Molecule: messenger RNA, 1818 nt
Organism: Rosa rugosa (rugosa rose)
Lineage: Eukaryota; Viridiplantae; Streptophyta; Magnoliopsida; Rosales; Rosaceae
Exons: 2
Coding region: 170-1711 (513 amino acids)
Source: RefSeq, a predicted model, not a curated record
UUCCCAUGCUUCCUUGUAAACUCCGCUCUUCUCUCGUGUGUUCUGAGUAGUUGCAGAGCUCUAUUUACAUGACGAGCAACCAAACAUGCCUUAUAUAAAAACCCCAUUAAAAUUAUUCUUCUAGACCUCAUCACUCUGAGCUCCUCAUCAGUCUCUGAGAGAGGUGGCCAUGGGGGGACCUUUCAAUCACAACAAGGGUGGGAAUAGUAGUAAUUCUAAUAGCAACAGAGGGAGGCCUUAUGGGUUGAUGCUGGUGAUGGCAUUUGCUGCUGCAUUGGUUGGAGUCAUGAUGCUCCAUAAGCUCAGAGAAAGGCGCAUCUUCAACCUUGUGAUCAAAGAGAAAGACACUGAGCUCGUUUCGCUUCACCUCGCCUUACAGAAGGAGAGAGACUACAGUCGAGAAGUGAAAAUGAAGCAUGAAGAUCUGAAAGCGAAGAUGUACUCCAUUCGAACACAAAAGAUGAAGCUUGAGAGGACAGUGGUGGAGAUGAAGUCUACUAUUGGUUCGCUUAAAGAGGAGCUGAGGACAAUGGAGACUGCAUUUGAGGAGAAGCAAAACGAAACGAAAAUGCUGUUGAGAGGAAAUGGUGAUCAGAGUGAUAAUCCUCGGGUGAUGGAGUUGGUGGAAAGCUUGAAUCGAAAGGAAGCUGAAAUCGAGGAAUUGAAACACCGCCUUGAGUAUAAGGUGUGGUCGGUAAGUACUGACGACCCAUCAAACCCAACCAGAAAUCUAACCAUGUCCAGACGGAGAGACGAGGCUGAUCAAGUGUCAAGUGAAUAUGGAAAUGGCAAUAAAUCCAUGAAUCUCAAACAGGGUGAGACUACGAAAGAAGUAGAAGAUCAAAUUGGAAAAGCAGAGGGGGGAAUAAAUAAGAUGGAAAUGAUGGCGAAAGAGUCAGAGAAGAUGGAUAAUUCCCAAGAGGUGAAUUUGAAAGGUGGAAAUUCCACUGAUGAGGGCCAAGCAAAGAAGAGUCGGGAUUUUAAAGAUGUUGAUCAUAAAGCAAAUGAUGGUCAAGAGAUUAAGGGCAGACCAAAUGGGAAUCUUCAAGACAUUGAAAAUUCUGAACUAGGUGAUGGUCAGAAAUUUCAUGUGAAAACAGAGCGUGGGAUGAAGUUGGAAAUGCAACAUAAGGGAUCUGAAAAUAAGGAAAGGUCUAGAGUGGGAGGGAAGCAAGGCUACAUUAGUGGUAUCAAAGGAAAGAAAUGGAGAUCAGUUGCCAAGAAUUGGAGGAUGGAGAAGAAGGGGAAUUCUAGAAACAAUGGGGUGGCAAGCAUGAGAGGUAGGAGAUUCUCUGAAGAUGAUCGGUAUAAGGGCAGAGCAGAGGAACUGUCUUCGAACAGGAGACUAUCAAGUAAUGAUCGCACGAUGCAAGCAAGGGAGUCAGCAGAUUCAAGUGAUGCAGAAGAUCUGAAAAACAAGCUUACACAUGUUGAUUCCACCGAGGGUAAUGGUAAUGUCAAUGGCAUAGCAAGUAAUGAUAUAAAACAGAAACAAGAAUUUGAAAAAUCAGAAGACCAUGAAGCCAUUAGCAUCCAACAGAAUCUAAACAACAAGGAUAUCAGCAAGCUAGAAGAUAGCAUUGAUGUUGAUACACAGGACUUUCCAGGAGAUUUGGAAGUUGCAGAUGCAGAAGAACACGAGAACGAUGUAACUGAGGACGGUUUCCUUGGUGAAUCAGGUUCCAAUGUGGAAGAUAAAAGAGGAGUAUAAGGAGGAAAUAGAUGAGUCUAAAUUUUAGGUUUAGCAUGUUUAGAUUGUAUGACUGGAGUGUGAUAACUGAUAAGUGACUGUCAUUUAGUUAUGUUCCUUUAGUAAUC